Molecule: messenger RNA, 2421 nt
Organism: Thermochaetoides thermophila DSM 1495
Lineage: Eukaryota; Fungi; Ascomycota; Sordariomycetes; Sordariales; Chaetomiaceae
Exons: 2
Coding region: 1-2421 (806 amino acids)
Biological process (GO): protein phosphorylation; intracellular signal transduction
Cellular component (GO): cytoplasm; nucleus
Molecular function (GO): protein serine/threonine kinase activity; ATP binding
Source: RefSeq, a predicted model, not a curated record
AUGACCGUCACACACGACCUGGCCCGUCGCGGGUCUACCCAGCUCGUCAAUGGGCUGGCUCUCGAAGACAGGUUCGAGAUCCUUAAGGAGGUUGGCGAUGGCAGCUUUGGUAGCGUUGUGCUCGCAAGAGUACGGAGCGCCGGCGCGAAUAUUGCUCGCCGCGGCACAGUGAUCGCUAUCAAGUCGAUGAAGAAGACGUUCGAGAACUUCUCUCAAUGUCUCGAACUCCGGGAAGUCGUUUUCCUCAAGACAAUACCGCCCCAUCCUCACCUGGUGCCGGCACUGGACAUUUUUCUCGAUCCAUUCACCAAGAAGCUGCACAUUUGCAUGGAGUAUAUGGAGGGUAACCUCUAUCAACUGAUGAAGGCGAGGGAUCACAAGUACUUCGACAAUGCCAGCGUCAAGAGCAUCCUGUAUCAGAUCAUGCAGGGCCUUGAGCACAUCCACGCUCACAAUUUCUUCCACAGAGACAUCAAACCAGAGAACAUUCUGGUCUCAACAUCAUCCCAUUCCGACUACUCGAACUCCUUCCGCCGAUAUUCCGCUCUUGUCACGCCCCCAUCAACUCCCCCGACUUACACUGUCAAGAUUGCCGACUUCGGUCUCGCCCGCGAAACGCACUCGAAGCUCCCCUACACGACGUAUGUGUCGACGAGGUGGUACAGAGCUCCUGAAGUGCUGUUGAGGGCAGGCGAGUACUCGGCUCCUGUCGACAUCUGGGCCGUCGGUGCCAUGGCUGUCGAGGUGGCUACCCUGAAGCCGCUCUUCCCUGGUGGUAAUGAGGUCGACCAGGUCUGGAGGGUAUGCGAGAUUAUGGGUAGUCCCGGCAACUGGUACAACAAGGACCGCGUUCGGGUCGGCGGUGGUGAAUGGAGAGAAGGGACCCGCCUUGCCAGCAAGCUCGGCUUCUCGUUUCCCAAGAUGGCACCGCACUCGAUGGAUACCAUCCUGCAGGCUCCGCAAUGGCCGGCUUCGCUCUGCGAUUUCGUGACCUGGUGUUUGAUGUGGGACCCCAAGAAUCGUCCGACUUCCUCGCAGGCCCUCGCUCACGAGUACUUCGCCGACGCCGUCGAUCCCCUACGGCCAAAGUCGUCGACUUCAAAGCUCCUCGGGCGGAAGCAGUCCGAUGUUGCCAAAGACAAGAGCUCGGCCUCGUCUCAAACCAUUUCCUCGAAGCCGUCAUGGUUCCGCAAGUCGCUCAUCGGCGGUCGUUCCGAGAGCUCAGAGACCCUGUCGGCUGCUCCUCCACCGCCGGCCAAGGAUGUUCCUCCACAGGUACCCUCUGUGCCGACCGAAGCCUCCUCGUUGAAGCCGAAGGCGUCCGUCGCCAAGAGGGCCACAUGGAACAACGGUCCCUCAAGCAUUGCUCCGAUGCCCAUCCUCCCUACUAUCCGCCCCAUCUCCCCUCUAUCCGAUGCUGUCAAUGCCCAGGCCAGCAGUCGGACGCCCUCAUACAGCGAGGCAUACCACAAGAUGUUGCAAGCUGAUGACAAGGGAUCCAAGAAGAUUGGACGUCAGCUAUCACUAGGCUCAACCGGAAACCACUAUCUCGACGACCCGAGGAAACAAGCCGAGCGAGCACUCAACGGCUACGGCAAUUCGGGUCUCAUCUCGCCAACCAACACCGGCCACAAGGAGAGCUUCUUCUCGCACCUGCGUAAGCGGGCGCGUCGCUUCUCCGGCCGUCACCAAGCGCCCGUAUCCCCCAGCUAUGAAGACCUUGAAGCUCAAGCUGGGUGCACCCCCUGGGGCGGUAGCAACCGCUCGUCGAUGGUGAUUGACAGCCCGCCGCCUGCCCCGAUCCCUAAAGACACCUUCGAGUCGCUCGAUAAGACCCUCCACGAACGCCCUUCCAUCGCCGAGGUCCCUCCUAUUCCGCCUGCUCACCAGGUCAACCCCAGCGGGGGCCUCAAGCGCCAUCACUCGCUGCCUCACCACCAGCCAAGGUCGGUUGAUAACCUGCUCGGUAUGUCAGCUGCCUCGGGUCUUGGAAGGACAUCGACUGUGUCGAACCGAACCCGUCGUAAUGCUGCUGGCGCGCACGGCCUCGGCCUGAGCCAGUACGAUACCCCUGACGAGGAGGCAGAGCUGCUCGACGAAGUGCUGCACUCCACGCACAACGCUAUCAAACGACUGGAGCGGGAGGAGAGGCUGCAGCGCGAGCAACAGCUCCAACAACAGCAACAUCAAAAACAGUCCUCGCCGACCAUGAAUAAUCCAUACCCGACGCCAUCGCACUCCGCCAGCGGGAACGUGAUGCUCUGCGGCGGGUCCGGCGAGGCGGUGACGCCCAAGCCAUUGCUUGACUUUAGCAGCAGCAAGAAGGGCGCCGAAUAUAAGUGGCCUACGCCGCCGUACGAUGAGAGUGAUUGGGCGGCGCAGGCAAGUGCGAGUAUCUGGGCUGCGGGGAGCCGUUUUUAA